AAGUUCAUUUGUUCUCUUGAGAACAUUGCUUCCCAUCAUUUAGAACUGCUGUCUUUGUCUUCAAUAUGCCGGAACCAGCCAAGUCCGCUCCGGCCCCGAAAAAGGGCUCCAAGAAGGCGGUGACCAAGGCGCAGAAAAAGGACGGCAAGAAGCGCAAGCGCAGCCGCAAGGAGAGCUACUCCGUGUACGUGUACAAGGUGCUGAAGCAGGUCCACCCCGACACCGGCAUCUCGUCCAAGGCCAUGGGCAUCAUGAACUCCUUCGUGAACGACAUCUUCGAGCGCAUCGCGGGGGAGGCGUCGCGGCUGGCGCAUUACAACAAGCGCUCGACCAUCACCUCCAGGGAGAUCCAGACGGCCGUGCGCCUGCUGCUGCCCGGGGAGCUGGCCAAGCACGCCGUGUCCGAGGGCACCAAGGCCGUCACCAAGUACACCAGCUCCAAGUAAAUUUAUCAAGUACGUAAAAGCGCCAACGACCCAAAGGCUCUUUUAAGAGCCACCCACGUGGUCCUUUGAAGAUCUGUAACUCUAGAUUUA
Molecule: messenger RNA, 536 nt
Organism: Cynocephalus volans (Philippine flying lemur)
Lineage: Eukaryota; Metazoa; Chordata; Mammalia; Dermoptera; Cynocephalidae
Product: histone H2B type 1-C/E/F/G/I
Exons: 1
Coding region: 66-446 (126 amino acids)
Cellular component (GO): nucleosome
Molecular function (GO): protein heterodimerization activity; DNA binding; structural constituent of chromatin
Source: RefSeq, a predicted model, not a curated record